Silurus meridionalis is the source of this 1893-nucleotide messenger RNA. RefSeq names its product sodium- and chloride-dependent GABA transporter 2-like. NCBI's taxonomy places the organism in Eukaryota, Metazoa, Chordata, Actinopteri, Siluriformes, Siluridae. Gene Ontology annotation, cellular component: membrane. The transcript has 13 exons. The coding region runs from base 421 to 1749 and encodes 442 amino acids. Gene Ontology annotation, biological process: sodium ion transmembrane transport. The record is from RefSeq and is a predicted model, not a curated record.
UUGCACAUCCCAAAGAAUAUGUAUUCUGUCACAAGACUUCUGAUCAUACUGCCAAUCAUAACACAUCAAACUCACAAACAUUUACACUUUGCAAAGUAAUGCUGUGUAUUUGCCUGACCUUUCCAUGCUGUUUUUAUUCUGUAUAAUGUGGUUUGUUAAUCACCUAAUCAUUCCCCCCCAGAUAUUCUGACCCAGUUGCCUAACAAAUAAUGGAUUUGUCUUGUAGCUUUUCCAAAAAAAUUAUUUUAAUGACAUUCAAAUAUUAUGACGGAACAUGAGAAAAACUGCAAAUCAUUUAACCUACCUGACUGGCUCAUCUAACAACUUGUGUAUUAAAGCCUGUUUCUGUUUAACACAUGGUACAGAUGUGUUCAAGACUUUACUGGAAAUUUUAACAUCAGUGUUUAACAUAAAAGUAAAAUGGUAAUACUUAAUGAUCUAGAGGUGGACUUCUCUGAUCCAGAGUCAAUCUCAAACAGCAAAAUUAAGGAGAGAGGCCAGUGGACCAGUAAAGUAGAAUUUCUUCUGGCUGUUGCUGGACAAAUCAUCGGCCUAGGAAAUGUGUGGAGGUUUCCUUACUUGUGUUACAAGAAUGGAGGUGGAGUGUUUUUAAUACCAUAUUUGGUCUUCCUGUUUGCGUGUGGCAUUCCACUGUUCAUCCUUGAGAUAUCAUUAGGCCAGUACACCUGUCAGGGCAGCAUCACCUGCUGGAAAAGAAUUUGCCCUUUGUUUCAAGGAGUAGGUUAUGGAACGGUAGUAGUCCUGUUGUAUUCCUGCACCUACUACAUUAUCAUUAUGGCCUGGGCAUUCUUCUAUCUUUUUUCCUCUUUCAGCUCUGUGCUACCAUGGGCUAGCUGCAGUAAUGCCUGGAACACUGAAAUGUGUGUUGAAUUUGACAAAAUUGAUAAUUUUAGCAGACAAAGUAUAUCAGAGAAUGCAACUUCACCUGGUCAAGAGUUCUGGGAGAGGAGGGUAUUAAAUCUUACAGGCAGCAUGUAUGAGCUGGGCAGUGUGAGGUGGGAACUGGCUCUGUGUCUCCUCUUGGCUUGGACCAUCUGCUACUUCUGUGUGUGGAAGGGAGUGAAAUCAACAGGCAAGGUGGUCUAUUUCACUGCUACUUUUCCUUAUGUUAUGCUGGUGGUGCUGUUGCUGCGUGGAAUCACAUUGCCUGGAGCCUUUGAUGGCAUCAGAUUUUAUCUCUACCCAGAUCCUACACGUCUCACAGAACCACAGGUGUGGAUGGAUGCCGGAACUCAAAUUUUUUACUCCUACGCUCUCUGCAUGGGCUGUCUUGUUGCUCUUGGAAGCUACAACAAGUACAACAAUAACUGCUACAAGGACUGUAUUUACCUUUGCCUGUUGAACAGUGUGACCAGUUUUGUGGCUGGCUUUGCCAUUUUCUCUGUGUUGGGAUUCAUGGCUCAUGAGCAGGAGACAGACAUCUCAACAGUGGCAGAGUCAGGUCCAGGGUUGGCCUUUAUUGCCUACCCCAGGGCAGUUGCUAUGAUGCCUGUUCCACAAUUAUGGGCCAUUUGUUUCUUUAUUAUGACAAUUCUUUUGGGCUUGGACACUCAGUUUGUAGGAUUGGAGUCAUUAAUGACAGCUAUAACAGACCUGUACCCCUCUUACUUACUCAUUGGUUAUCGGCGUGAACUCACCCUGCUCUUCAUCUGUGCUGGGAGUUUUCUCAUUGGCCUGGUUAUGGUUUCAGAGGCGCUGACCGUCUGUAUGAUAAUAUUGAAGACAUGAUUGGCUAUCGACCAUUGUUCUUGAUAAAAUACUCUUGGAAAUACAUCACUCCUCUAGUCUGCACUGGUACAUUCGUCUUCUAUCUGGUCAAAUUCACUCCUCUAAAGUUUAACAAUGUAAUUGAAUACCCCUGGUGGGGCUAUG